Molecule: messenger RNA, 1113 nt
Organism: Phytomonas sp. Hart1
Lineage: Eukaryota; Euglenozoa; Kinetoplastea; Trypanosomatida; Trypanosomatidae
Source: the annotation of a GenBank genome assembly
AUGGCGUUGGAUGUGCACGGGACCGGGUGCAUCGAGGAGGCCUUCGGGAUCGCGGAGCGGGUGGUGGCCGUCUUCGGGGAGCAGCUCCUGCGCGGCGUCCGCGACAUGCACGAGCGGCACUACAUCCACCGCGACAUCAAACCCGGCAACGUCCUCGUGAACGAGCACGGCGUCGUGAAGCUGAGCGAUUUCGGCCUCUCCCAGCGCUGCGAUCCGAGCGGGAUGGGGAUCGUCAACCGCUACUACGGCAGCCGGCCCCGCCAUCCCGGGCAUCGCCGCCGCGGGGAACGGCCCCCUCCCCCUCCUCCUCCCCCCGUUCUCACCGCGGCAGGGGGGGGAGGGCGGCCUUCUUCGCGCCCCCGCCGACUCGCCCAGCCUUCGAGCCUGCUCAGCAUCGACUCCGACCUCAGCCUCGGCCUCGCCGGCGGCGAGGCCGACGACGGGAUGGACGUGUUGGACGCGUCCUCCACGGCGUCGUCGGCGUCGGCGUCGGCGUCGUCGUCGUCGUUCGCCUCGUCGGGGGGGAAGGGGGACCCCGACAGCCCCAGCGACAGGGCGGAGGGCGCGAGGACGGAGGAGGAGGGGGACAUCCUCUGCUCCGGGACGAUCCUUUAUAUGAGCCCCGAGCGGCAGCGGGGGGAGCCGCACGGGAAGCCGAGCGAUAUCUGGGCGGUCGGCAUCACCCUGGCGGAGUUCGCCGCGGGGGAGUACCCGUACGACUUGGAGGGCUGCGCGGAUGAUUUCGACCGAAUGCAGCGCAUGGGGCGCCCGAUCGACCUCUCCCGGUUUAAUCUUCGGCGAUACGUCCCGCUGAGCUCGGUCUUUCAGGAUUUUAUUGGCCUGGCGACGCUGCCGGUCGCAUCGCAGCGGCCGACCGCGGGGGAGCUCUUGGAGCACCCGUUCUUCCGCCAGUGGAGCCGACCGUUCUACCUCAAGGAGUACCUCCAUAGCCGGGUUCCUAUGCCGUCGAAUAAGUUUAAGGAGGAGUACUUGGCCGCCAAGCGAGCCGCCGAGGCCGCGAAGGCGAACACCCUCCAUUACGACGUGGCGGCCACCCUAUCAAAUUUUGAGCCAUGCGAAGGGUCAAUGGAGAGGGAAAGAGGAGAACUAUAG